Molecule: messenger RNA, 2776 nt
Organism: Phymastichus coffea
Lineage: Eukaryota; Metazoa; Arthropoda; Insecta; Hymenoptera; Eulophidae
Product: organic cation transporter protein-like
Exons: 10
Coding region: 480-2276 (598 amino acids)
Biological process (GO): transmembrane transport
Cellular component (GO): membrane
Molecular function (GO): transmembrane transporter activity
Source: RefSeq, a predicted model, not a curated record
GUAGUGAGCUACUUCGUGGCGGGAGGUAUUAAACUCAGCGUCUCGCAGUUAUAAAUUCACGCCUGCGAUCGUGUAUUAAGUCAGUCGAUUUCCAGCGUUUUUUUCUCUAACCUGCGCGAGCCAUUCUAUAUGGCUUACCCUCAGACUGUGCAAUUGUGGCACGUGCAAGUGCCUUUCGUUGUAUUUAAAGUUCGCAAGAGAACAAUUCAAGAGAUUGACGAUCGUUUUUUUGCCGCUGAUUAGUCGACGAUUUUGUGAAAACAGUGCAAUUUGUUUGCAUUGUGUUGCAUUCUCUUGAUGAUAAGAUACAUCAGCGAUCGAUUUAUCUUGAAAAAAAGAUAGUACAAGUCUUAAUUUUAGAUUAUGAUUUCGGACAUUAAGUUCCUUUAAAAUACAUAAUUACUGUAGGGGAAGAUUCGAUUUUUUUUAAGAUUUGCAGAACACUCUACUUCAGCUUAAAGCGAUCAUUCAUUGGCAAAAUGUCGACAACGUUGGAAAAAAAGAAAGGCGAGGAGAAUGAAAAUCGACCGAAAAUCGAAAUUUUCGAUGACAUUCUCGUCUACAUUGGCGAAGCAGGCCGUUAUCAAUGGUUCCUAUUCUUUGUAUUGCUGCCGUUUACCUUCGUGUAUGCGUUCCUUUACUUCGGCCAAUUUUUCAUGAUGCUAGUUCCCGAAGAACACUGGUGUAGAGUGCCCGAGUUCGAUAAUUCAAAUCUCACCGAUUGGCAGAAAAUAGAGUUAUCAGUGCCGCCUAAAUCACAAGAAGAGGAUGACGCUGAAAGUCACGUCAAGUUUUCCAGAUGUAGAAUGUACAUCGCUAAUUACACGGAGGUGUUAAUAACGGGAAAAAAACCUGGACCUGAUACGCCAAUUGGCAGUUGCCAAUAUGGUUGGUCCUUUAAUAUGACCAGUGUUCCUUACAAAUCGAUUGGUGCUGAGUUGGAAUGGGUUUGCGAUUAUGCGUACCUGAGUACCACAGCGCAGUCGGCAUUUUUCGUAGGCAGUAUGGUAGGAGGUUUCAUUUUCGGUUACAUUGCCGAUCAUUAUGGAAGACUACCAGCACUCGUUGCUUGCAACGGAGUUGGCUUUUUCGCAUCUAUCGGUACUGCAUUUACCAACAGCUUUUGGACCUUCACACUGAGUCGUUUUAUCGUUGGUUUUUCAUUCGACAAUUGUUUCAAUAUUAUCUUCAUCAUUGUAAUCGAAUAUGUCGGUCCGAAAUAUAGAACACUCAUGGCAAAUAUGUCUUUUGGAAUAUAUUUUGCAUUUGCCGCGACUAUGUUACCGUGGAUUGCAUACUGGAUCGCAGAUUGGAAAAUUCUCAGUAUCGUUGCAGCACUUCCACUCGUUAUUGCCUUUAUAACACCAUGGAUUGUGCCUGAAAGUGCUAGAUGGUAUAUACAAAACGGUCGUAUAGAAAAAGCAGUGGAAAUUUUGAAAAAGUUUGCGAAAGUUAACAAAAAGGAAGUGUCAGACGAGGUCUUUAAGGAAUUUGCAAAAACUUGUAAUAAGAUGAUCCAAAAUGACAAGUCUAAUAACGACUAUACAGUGCUCGACUUGUUUAAGCUACCUAGGCUCAGGCGUAUCACUAUCGUACUUGUCUGUUACUGGCUACUUAUUAUUUUGAUAUUCGAUGGUCACGUAUGGAACAUGAAACUACUGCAUCCCGACGUAUUUACCUCGUUUUCGUUAGCCUCGAUAUCAGAAUUACCGGCCGCGAUCCUCUUAGCUCUAUUCCUGGACAGAUGGGGUAGACGUUGGAUGGGCUUUUUAUCUAUGUUCAUGUGUGGAGUUUUCUCCUUCGUUGCCUUGGGAAUGCCCAUAGGUCCAUGGGCAAUGUCGAUGGCUGUCAUAGCCCGUUUAGGAGUUAACGUAGCAGCCAACAUUGGUUUCCAAUUCGCUGCUGAAAUGCUACCUACGGUGGUAAGAGCACAAGGUGUCUCCCUUAUCCACAUUAUCGGUUAUACUGCUCAUGUACUUGGACCUUAUGUCGUCUAUUUGGCAAAUAUCGAUUCAACGUUGCCGUUAAUUGUACUUGGUGCAUUGUCAUUCGUCGUUGCUGGAUUGACGCUUACUUUACCUGAAACGAUAGAACAAGAAUUGCCAGAAUCUCUUGAAGAGGGCAAUAAUUUCGGAAAAGAACAAAGCUUCUGGUGGUUUCCGUGCAUUGUAAGUUCGUCGGAAAAAAAGAAGAAGUACAGAAAGAGGAACUUAAGCAGUGUAAAUGCGGGUUUUAAUCCAGGCAGUUUACACAGGGUCGAAUCGACGCGAUUAUAGGAGUAAGAAACUAAACGAAAUUUAAAUUCUAUGAGACAUUCGUGAAUUUACAAUACAAAAUUAGUCACGUCUUCGAUUGUAAAUAUUCUAUAUGAUUAUGAAUAAUUAUAUAACAUUCUUUUAUAAUGCCAAAAUAUAAAUUUCAUUCUGUGUUUCGUACAAUCAACCUCAUUAUUAGCACAAAGUGGCACGUUUUCAUUGUAUUCGAAUGUAAUAUUUAAAUUAUUAAGUGAAUAUUUUGAGAAAGUUAAAUAUAUUAGCUUAUGCCAAUACCUCGAUAUGGAUGAAUAAUAUUAAAUUAGAAGAAAAAAUCCAAAAGAUAAACAGGUCAUUAAGAUAAAAAAAUUGAUAAAGUGAUAAAAGUUGAAAAUAAUUAAUUUUUCAUAUUUGAAUAAUUUUUUAGGCACUAUUUUUGUUGACAGACAAAUAAAAUCAAUAUUUUUUUUCAUUAGAAAUAAAAUUAAAUAUAUAUUAGAUAUUGAACCUGUGCUUCCAUUGUU